Messenger RNA from Trichechus manatus latirostris (Florida manatee), 3095 nucleotides. RefSeq names its product butyrophilin subfamily 3 member A3-like. Lineage: Eukaryota; Metazoa; Chordata; Mammalia; Sirenia; Trichechidae. The record is from RefSeq and is a predicted model, not a curated record. Gene Ontology annotation, cellular component: external side of plasma membrane. Gene Ontology annotation, biological process: T cell receptor signaling pathway; regulation of cytokine production. The transcript is spliced from 12 exons. Gene Ontology annotation, molecular function: signaling receptor binding.
AUGGAGCCUUCACUGGUGGUGAGAGACAGCUCUGUGAGGAACGUGACCUGCUCCAUCCUCAACCGCAUCCUGGGCCAGGAGAAGGCAAAGGCCAUUUUCAUCCCAGGCCUCUCCCUGGAAACCGGCUUUGGCUGUGAGCCUGAGCAUGUUGGUGCUCGUCAUCCUUGUGGCUGGCUAUUUUUUCAAGAAGGAACAUUCAGCAAAGAUGCAGGUGCUGAAGGCCAGAGGCUGAUCCUACUUCCUUGGUGCUACUGGGAACCACCUGCCUCUCAGAGAUAUGGGACCCUGGUCCCACAGUGUCUGACCCAGAAGCAAGGACUGGGGCUCCCAGAGCAGCUAACUGCAGGUACCAACUCUGAGGGCAGAUCUGGGGUCUGCCAGGGUCCCUGCAGCCCUGAACCUCCUGGAGCUGCUGAGUUUAGAGACGCUCCAGGAGGUCACAGACUUUCAAAGCUGGAACCAGGAGAAGCAGAUGAGUUCCUGGUGAUUGGCCCCACAGACCCCAUUGUGGCAGUGCUGGGCAGGGACACCAUGCUGCCCUGCUACCUGAUCCCAGCCAUGAGUGCAGAGAACAUGGAGCUGUGGUGGUUCCGUUCCAUGUUCUCAGAAGCAGUGUUCAUCUAUCAGAACCAGCGGGAGAGGUAGGAGGGGCAGAUGCCACAGUACUCAGGGAGGACCUCCCUGGUGAAGGACUUCCUCACCCGGGGGGAGGCUGCUGUGCGCAUUGACAAGGUCCGGAUUUCUGACAAUGGGCUGUACACCUGCUUCUUCGGAAAGGGACGCUUCUAUGAGAAAGCUACUUUGGAGGUGAAGGUGGCAGACUCUGAUGGGUUGUACCGCGUAGAGGCCUCGCUGGUGGUGAGAGACAGCUCUGCUGGAAAAGUGACCUGCUCCAUCCUCAACCCCAUUCUGGGCCAGGAGAAGGCGAAGGCCAUUUUCAUCCCAGGCCUCUCCCUGGAAGCCGGCUUUUGCCGUGAGCCUGAUCAUCCUGUGUCUCCUCAUCCUUGGGGCUGGCUAUUUUCUCAAGAAAGAACAUUCAGCAAAGGUGCAGGCGCGGCAAAAACAGGAAACUCUUCAGCAGGCUCAGGAGGAGGACAGGCAGAAAACGGAGGAGGCACUGAAGGCCGGAGAUCAACUCCAGGCAGAGCUGGACUGGAGGAAGGUGGUUUACCAGGCUGGGCGCAAGUCCUAGGCGGUAUGGAUGAGGCGUGGAAUGACAUUCCCAGGCACCACAAACAUGAAAGGUGCCUGACUGAGGCACCCAGACGAGAGGGUGAAGGUGUUUCUGCUGAUGUGUCACCGCUAUCAAUGUCUAUUCAUCUUGAAAUUGGAGCCUGGAGGAAGGCCCAGUUGUAUGCAGAUUGGCGGAAGGAGCAGUUCCAGACCUGGUCAGUCACUCUGGAUCCAUUUUCUGCCCAUCCCAGCCUGUUCCUCUCUCAGAAAAACAUGCGUCUGACCUGGAAGGACACUUGUGAGAAUCCGGACUCUGAAAGAUGCAGUGUGUUGGGUCUUGAGGGCAUCACUUCAGGGCGAUGUUACUGGGAGGUGGAGGCCAGAGGUUCAGACAUAAGUGUAUGGGCUGUGGGGGUCUGUAGGGAAGAUGUCGUUAGGAAAGGCUGGUUUACAGAGUGCCCAGAAAAGGGGUUCUGGGUUGUGGAAUGGUAUUUCGGUGAGUGUUUUGCCUGUACUAUUCCUUGGACACAGCUAAUCCUUAGGAAGUAUCCCUUCACGGUGGGGAUUUUCCUGGACUACGAAGCUGGAGAUAUCUCUUUCUACAACAUGACUGAUAAGUCCCACAUUUUCUCCUUCUCUGAAGCUUCCUUCUCUGGGACGCUCUUUCCAUAUUUCAUGUUAAAGUCAGGAUACAUGUCCCUGAACAUCUGCUCCAUGGUAGGUGGGUCCAAGGGGCCCCCUGUGCCCCUUAACAAAUCUCCUUCUUUGAAUGAGCUGCUGAGCCCUUCAGGGGAGGGGUUGAGCUCUGGCUCUGGUGGGGAUGGUGUUCUCCCAGGGCCUGAAUCUCCAUUACUCCCCCACAACUCCAAGGCUGUGCCUCCAUAGGGACGCAUCUCUGUCCCUGUUUCCUUGCUAUGCUUUUCUUGGAGCUACAGACUCCCCGAGGUGGAAGACUCUGAGGUGAGUGCUGGAAGUCACUGGGAGUCAUGCAUUUGUGCUUUUGGCUGCAGACUGCUGGGGGACUAUGUGGCUCUGAGAACUGCCAGUUCAUGUUUUGUGCUUCUAUAGCUAAAGGAAAAAAAAAAUGACUUGUUUGAGCUGGUUGAGUGUAGGUAGAAUUUGGGUAUGGGAAGUCAUUUUACUUUGGUAAUGAAUAAUACUUUGUGAACAUUUUAUAGUGUUUGUAUAUGAAAGGACAGGGGCUGAAUCCCUCUGCAGUAUAGAGUUUGCUUAAUCCAACUUGAUUUUGUUCAGAGUGUAGGGCCCUAGCUCUACUUUGGAGGGGAUCUAGGCAGUCUGAUCAGAAAAUGUGCAUAUUCAAAAUUUUCCAGGGAAAUGAUUGGUUGAUGGACUUCUAAGAUGGGAGAAGUCUAAUAUUCACUUCAUAUACUUCUUCUUGGAUGCUGAAACACACCUAUUUUCACAAAUCUUCUGUACAUUUCUGUUACCCAUGAAAAUACUGUGUUGCGUUAAUUCAGGAAAUUAAGAAGAAGGAUCUGGUUGCUCUUUUGGUGAACACUAGGUGGAAAGAAGAGAAAUACUAGCCAAAUUCAGAUGUAAAUGGACAAGAGAAUUUUCUGGAGCAGGAAAUUGCAGACAGCCUUGGCAGGAGCAUUGUCUCAGUUAUUAGUGUGUUGCCUCUUAGUACUUCCACGUCCAAUGCUAGAGGUAAAUGGAAAAGCACAGCAACCAAAAAGGGACAGGACUGUUGAGUACUGACACCCUUCAAGAAUGAAGGUGUAUUCAUUCCACCAGGUACUCUGACCAGCUGAGGUUCUGGAUGAGGGUGGGGGAAACAAGGAAAGAGAAGUAGAAGUCAUACUUUUCAAAUCUAAUUUUGUGGCCAGUUGUAGAAACAAGGAGUAUAACAGCUUUGCAUAUUUUAAUUUGGGUUCUCAUGUGUACGUGUUUAUUUGUAUAUA